AUGUCGGCCGCUUCCACAUCCAGCGCCGGCUACAAGAUGGAGCCUGGCGCGCUCACCUCCAACUUCAGCGUCGGUGACUAUGCACGCUUCUUUGCAUCGGGCGCGCUCUGCGCCACCAUCACCCACGGCGCCAUGACCCCCGUCGACGUGGUCAAGACCCGCAUCCAGCUCGAGCCCAAGGGAUCCAAGGCCUCCAUGCUUUCGAUGGGUCGCCAGAUCAUCGCCUCCGAGGGUCCUGCCGGUCUCCUCACCGGCUUUGGCCCCACUGCAGUCGGCUACCUCAUCCAGGGCGGUGCCAAGUUCGCCGGCUACGAGUUCUUCAAGAAGAAGGGUGUCGACCUUGCCGGCAGCCACGAGGCUGCCCAGCGCUAUCGACAGGCGAUCUACCUCGGUGGCGCAGCCGCCGCGGAGCUCAUCGCCACCACCCUUUUGACGCCUCUCGAGGCAGCUCGUAUCCGCAUGGUCUCCGAACGAGGCUACGCCAAGGGUCUUGUCUCGGCUAUCACCCGCAUGGGUGCCGAGGAAGGCAUUCGCGGCUUCUAUGCUGGAUACGCACCGAUUCUCUGCAAGCAGAUCCCUUACGCCAUUGGUCAAUUCGUCACCAACGAGUGGGCACACACCGUCGCCGACUCCACCAUCUCGAAAGAAGACCGCGCCAAGUACGGCAAGGCUGGCGAGGUCACCAUCCAACUCGGAUGCGGUAUGGUCGCCGGUGUUGCCGCCGCAGUGCUCUCACACCCUGCCGACACGCUCCUCAGCAAGAUCAACAAGGGCGGAGGAGGUCAGGGCAGCGCCAUGACCAAGCUCAUCCGUCUGGCUGGCGAGACCGGACCUGUCGGAAUCUGGGCAGGCCUCGGCACUCGUGUGCUCAUGACAGCGUUUUUGGUCUCUGGACAAUUCCUACUGUAUGCACAGGUGGGCCAGCUCAUCGGCAAACCACCUGGUAUCGAGAUCCGCUCGGACAGCGAGAAGGCACAGUAG
Molecule: messenger RNA, 981 nt
Organism: Moesziomyces antarcticus
Lineage: Eukaryota; Fungi; Basidiomycota; Ustilaginomycetes; Ustilaginales; Ustilaginaceae
Product: mitochondrial carrier
Exons: 1
Coding region: 1-981 (326 amino acids)
Biological process (GO): mitochondrial phosphate ion transmembrane transport
Cellular component (GO): mitochondrial inner membrane
Molecular function (GO): phosphate transmembrane transporter activity
Source: RefSeq, a predicted model, not a curated record